Molecule: messenger RNA, 1095 nt
Organism: Penaeus indicus
Lineage: Eukaryota; Metazoa; Arthropoda; Malacostraca; Decapoda; Penaeidae
Exons: 6
Coding region: 1-1095 (364 amino acids)
Source: RefSeq, a predicted model, not a curated record
AUGACCCAAGCACUGAGGUAUGGGGCACCGAGGUAUGAGACACCGAGGUAUGAGGCACCGAGGUAUGGGCCACCGAGGUAUGGGGCACCGAGGUAUGAGGCACCGAGGUAUGAGGCACCGAGGUAUGAGGCACCGAGGUAUGGGGCACCGAGGUAUGAGGCACCGAGGUAUGGGGCACCGAGGUAUGAGGCACCGAUGUAUGGGGCACCGAGGUAUAGGGCACCGAGGUAUGAGGCACCGAGGUAUGAGGCACCGAGGUAUGAGGCACCGAGGUAUGGGGCACCGAGGUAUGAGGCACCGAGGUAUGGGGCACCGAGGUAUGAGGCACCGAGGUAUGGGGCACCGAGGUAUGGGGCACCGAGGUAUGAGGCACCGAGGUAUGGGGCACCGAGGUAUGAGAAACCGAGGUACGAGACACCGAGGUAUGGGGCACCGAGGUAUGAGGCACCGAGGUAUGGGGCACCGAGGUAUGAGGCACCGAGGUAUGGGGCACCGAGGUAUGAGACACCGAGGUAUGAGAUACCGAGGUACGAGACACCGAGGUAUGGGGCACCGAGGGCAUCGAGGUAUGAGGCACCGAGGUAUGGGGCAUCGAGGUAUGAGGCAUCGAGGUAUGAGGUACCGAGGUAUGGGGCACCGAGGUAUGAGGCACCGAGGUAUGAGGCACCGAGGUAUGGGGCACCGAGGUAUGAGGCACCGAGGUAUGAGGCACCGAGGUAUGGGGCACCGAGGUAUGAGGCACCGAGGUAUGAGGCACCGAGGUAUGAGGCACCGAGGUAUAGGGCACCGAGGUAUGAGGCACCGAGGUAUAGGGCACCGAGGUAUAGGGCACCGAGGUAUAGGGCACCGAGGUAUGAGGCACCGAGGUAUGAGGCACCGAGGUAUGAGGCACCGAGGUAUAGGGCACCGAGGUAUGAGGCACCGAGGUAUGGGGCACCGAGGUAUGAGGCAUCGAGGUAUGGUGCACCGAGGUAUGAGGCACCGAGGUAUGGUGCACCGAGGUAUGAGGCACCGAGGUAUGGUGCACCGAGGUAUGGGGCACCGAGGUAUGAGGCAUCGAGGUAUGGGGCAUCGAGGUGUAAGGUACAGGUGUAG